Perkinsus marinus ATCC 50983 is the source of this 720-nucleotide messenger RNA. RefSeq lists its product as hypothetical. The transcript is spliced from 2 exons. Bases 39 to 548 code for a protein of 169 amino acids. The record is from RefSeq and is a predicted model, not a curated record. NCBI's taxonomy places the organism in Eukaryota, Perkinsozoa, Perkinsida, Perkinsidae.
AGUUCCUAAAUUUCAACUCGUAUAAAGACUGUGCUACAAUGGCCACUAAUACUACUCCUGGUAUGAAACCAAAUCUCACGUGGAAGGAGAAAAUCUCUCGAGCUUGGUCCGAUACUACCAAUGGCAGUAACGCCUUGAUUCGCAUCCUAGGCGUAUUGGCUGCCCUCGCUACGUUCGUUGCCGGCUUGUUGAGCAUGAUCAACUUCUUCAACAUGGUCACCAAUCCCUUGUCUUAUGUUCUCGGUGUGUUCUUUAUGAUAUUCGGUAUUGUUCUCACCUUCAUAGAGUUGUUCCCUGGAUCAAAGCUGUCUAAGGUUAUCUUCUCUCAAGCCAAGUUCCUAAGUCAUCUCCUCGGACGUGGUUCAUUCUAUCUCUACCUCGGCCUUCUGUUCACCUGUGGCGGUGUCCAGAGUGGCUUCACAUCGAUUAUUUCCUUCGUUGUCGGUCUAUACUUGAUCGCAGUAGCCCUCGUGUUUGGUGUUUGGGGCUUCACUCAUCGUAAGGAAGUGUCCAUGACAGAGCCUCUUAACGGUGCUGCUAAUGUAUAAGCUCAAUAAGAAGUCUUCCGAGUUACUUUUGUACACACUUAUCACUUACCCGUAAGAUUUUGUACCAAAAUUCUUGUUGUAAGCCAGCAAUGAAAUUGCUCCAACUGAAAAUAGUGAUUUAAAGUCACAAGAUCAAGUCGCUUUCAACAAGUGUUUUCAAUAGGGUUGAUAA